Messenger RNA from Populus trichocarpa (black cottonwood), 902 nucleotides. RefSeq names its product mitochondrial import inner membrane translocase subunit TIM23-1. Lineage: Eukaryota; Viridiplantae; Streptophyta; Magnoliopsida; Malpighiales; Salicaceae. Gene Ontology annotation, molecular function: transmembrane protein transporter activity. Gene Ontology annotation, cellular component: TIM23 mitochondrial import inner membrane translocase complex; mitochondrial inner membrane. Gene Ontology annotation, biological process: protein import into mitochondrial matrix. The transcript has a single exon. The record is from RefSeq and is a predicted model, not a curated record. Bases 88 to 651 code for a protein of 187 amino acids.
CACACACAAGAAUCACAAACAAAGUUUCCCCAGAACUCUCUCUCUCUCAAUUGUUAAAGCUUCGAUCUUUUGAUACAAAUUUUACUAAUGUCUUACUCCGAUAAUAACUCGGACCCGAAUCAACCCAAACCGGGUACCCGUCUCUACAACCCCUAUCAGGAUCUCCACUUACCCUCCCAGACACUCUACCAUCUCCCCACCUCGCCCGAAUAUCUCUUUACCGAGGAAUCCCUCCACCAACGCCGCUCUUGGGGCGAAAACCUUACCUUCUACACCGGCUCCGCCUACCUCUCCGCUUCCAUUGCUGGCGGCGCCGCCGGAUUCUUCUCCGCUUUCCGAUCCUUCGAGCCCACCGAUACCCUCAAGCUUAAGGUCAACAGGAUCCUCAACUCCUCCGGUCAUUCAGGUCGGGUCUGGGGUAACCGGGUCGGAGUUGUGGGUUUGAUUUACGCCGGGAUGGAGAGUGGCAUCGUAGCGAUCACCGAUAGGGACGAUGUGUGGAGUAGCGUGGCUGCUGGGCUUGGAACUGGGGCGGUUUGUAGGGCGGCCAGGGGGGUUAGGUCGGCGGCGGUGGCAGGUGCGCUUGGUGGGUUGGCGGCUGGUGCGGUGGUGGCUGGGAAGCAGGCGUUGAAGAGGUAUGCAAUGAUUUGAAGGAAAGAGUGAGAGAGAGAGAGAGACCAAAUUGAAAAGGAUGAUAAAAAAGUGAGUUUUUAGUUUUUUUAUUAUUAUUAUUGAGUUGUAUUUGUUUCAUUUUUUAUAAUGAAUCUGUUGUUAGUGAUUACAAUGAUCAAAAAAGACUUGUUGGAAUCAAAAAAUUCAAAGUAAUUUGUUAGCAUAAUCAUGCUGAAGAAUGACACUGAUGCAACUGGUUCGAAGAUGAAUAUCAUUCUAUCUUUCUUGUA